Molecule: messenger RNA, 2283 nt
Organism: Lachancea nothofagi CBS 11611
Lineage: Eukaryota; Fungi; Ascomycota; Saccharomycetes; Saccharomycetales; Saccharomycetaceae
Source: the annotation of a GenBank genome assembly
AUGAACAAUCCGGGACCCAUGAUGGGGUACUCUGGGCUGGCAGGACAGCCUGGAGCGGUUCAACCACAUAUGCCGUCUGUUUUGAACACUCCAGGCACGUUACAUCAACAACUUCAUUUGCAACAACCACAUUCGCAAAUAGGACCUAAUUCUCAGCUAUCGCAAGGCCAACAAGCUGGUCAAUCGCAACAACCAUUGCCUCCUGGGCUUGUGGGCUCUCAAGUGAGCAACCUACCUGUUUCGGGAGCUGUGACAAAUGCGGGAAAUCCACUUUACCAUCCCCACCAGGGCGAUCCUUCUAUGCUGAACAAUCCCAUUUGGAAGCUGCAGCUUCAGCUGGCGGCUGUAUCGCGACAAUCCGUGGGGCAAGCUAACGUUUACGCGCGGCAAAGUGCGAUGCGGAAAUAUCUGUUCAACAAAACGCAGGGAACACCAGGAGUUCCAGGACCAGGUGCUAUCGCGGGUUCCACUUCUGCUGCUGGUACCACUAAUACAGGUACUUUGAACGAGAUGUCUGCAUCGCUUGUCGAUAAUACCAAGCAAUUACUGCUAGACAUGGCCAGCGAGCCGACUGCGGCGAAAAACCCUGGCGGUUCUUCUAGCGCCAUAUCCACCCCAAUAACGCCAAGUGCCGAGCUUAAUGGUGGUAACAAUCCCACUACUCCUUCGCUUCUUUUGCAACAUAAAAAGCUUUCGCAGUACAAUAUCGAUGAAGACGACGAAAUUGAGCAUCGCAUGGGAGCUCCAGCGGAUACCAAACACAACGAUCAACUCUGGCAUGCAUUGGACCUAUCCAACUUGCAAGUAUUUAAUUUGAGCAACUCUUUGUUCAGGUACGAAUUUCUAACAAGACUUUACCUUAAUGGUAAUAAUCUGACGUCACUUCCUAAAGCCAUCAAAGAGUUGAAAAAUUUGAGGGUUUUAGAUCUUUCCCACAAUAAGUUGACCGAACUUCCAGCGGAAUUGGGGCUUUGUCACGAGUUGAAGUAUUUGUACUUCUUUGACAAUAUGGUCUCUUCACUUCCUUGGGAAUUUGGGAAUCUUUACAACCUGCAAUUUUUAGGCCUCGAAGGGAAUCCCAUGGAUCGUCAAAUGAUUAAAAUUUUGACUGAAAAAUCUGUUACAGGGCUUAUUUUUUAUCUCAGAGACAACGCUCCGGAGAUACCAUUACCCAGCGAUAGAAAAUUCAUCGAGAUAAAUGUCGAUGGGGAACCAACUCAAGAAUUUAACUCGCUACAAGAAUCCGAGUCUCACUUGAAUCGCGAGACCUUGAAAAAAUCGUUCACCUUACUAUCUUACAAUACUCUUUGCCAACAUUACGCAACGCCAAAAAUGUAUCGCUUCACGCCCUCUUGGGCUCUGAGUUGGGACUACAGACGGGAAAAACUAAAGGAACAGAUUUUGGGCUACAAUACUGAUGUGAUUUGUCUGCAAGAAGUUGAGUGUAGGACUUACGAAGAGUUUUGGGCCCCAUUGCUGCGCGAACACGGAUACGCUGGUGUUUUCCAUGCUAAGACAAGAGCCCGCACUAUGCAUGCCAAAGACUCUAAGAAAGUUGAUGGUUGCUGCAUUUUCUACAGAGAAUCAGAUUUCAAGCUCAUCUUCAAGGAAACUAUUGAUUUCAGCAGCGUGUGGAUGAAACACAAAAAAUUUCAAAGGACCGAAGACUACCUCAACCGUGCUAUGAAUAAAGACAAUGUGGCCCUAGUGGUAAAACUCCAGCACGUAAAAAGUGGCGAACACAUAUGGGCGGCUACCACACACCUGCAUUGGGAUCCACAAUUUAACGACGUAAAAACUUUCCAAGUAGGCGUUCUCUUGGAUCAUAUGGAAAAAAUCAUCAAGGAACAUAAUGGCUGCAAUAACUCUCAAGAGCUAAAGAAAGUUCCUGUUGUCAUAUGUGGAGAUUUUAACUCUAUGCUUGAUUCAGCCGUUUACGAGCUAUUAAGCACAGGUGCAGUUCGGGAACAUCGAGACAUUGAAGGUCGCGAUUUUGGUUACAUGUCACAGAAAAACUAUGCUCAUAACUUGCCUUUGAAGUCAAGCUAUGAAGCAAUUGGAGAGCUGCCAUUUACCAACCUCUCGCCCAUCUUUACGGACGUCAUCGAUUAUAUAUGGUUUUCCUCUCAAGGUCUGCGUGUACGUGGCGUGCUUGGCGAAAUUGACCCUGACUAUGCUUCCAAGUUCAUCGGAUUUCCUAAUGACAAGUUUCCAAGUGAUCAUAUUCCGCUGGUCACUAGAUUUGAAUUCACCAAGGGCAUGGGUGGUAGCAGAAAAGCAUGA